AUGAAGGCCUGGCUUGUGUUGCGUAACGACCCAGAGGAGAAAGCCUCGAAUAACCCGGGCCGUGGCCACGCCUCUGACGCCACGACUGCAGAUAUGCAUCGUGCGCUCUUCAUACAUGAAGUUGUCCAGCGGAUUUUUUUGGGCUUGGACCAGCCUUCCUCCGACCUUGUUAGUUGUCUCCUGACGUGCAAGACGUGGUCUGAGAUUGCGUUGGAUGCUAUCUGGGCGACCAUCACAGAUCUCGAUGUUGUUCUGCGCACCAUCCCGUGUUAUGAACCUAUUGCCGACGGAUCAUGGACGUUCUCUCGCAAUCCGACCGAGGUAGAAUGGACGCAUUUUCAAGACUACAGCCGCCGCGUCAGGACUCUCAAUCUCGAACAUCGCCCACCAGGUGGAUUCCGUGGAGAUGUUUUCCAAGUGUUGCAUGCUCGCGCUGCCUUCAUCUCUCCCAACCAGUUCCUGUUUCCGCGAAUUCAACAUCUCCAGUUUGAUAUCAACCCAGGUCAACUUCCGGCCCGUUGGGCGAAGAUAUUUCUCUCCCCCCAGCUCAAGUCGUUGAUCAUAGACCGUGAAAACCAUGAUAAUCACCCCAAUGCCGCCGUAGACUUGGAGCACUUCUUUCGGGCCCUGCACGCCGUACGCGCCCGUGGAUUAUCGGAAAUUCAUGCUCCAAUCCUCAGCACUCCGAUCCUUGGGCUCAUCAUCGGUUUUUCAAGCGCUGAAAGCUUGCAGUCACUUGAAAUCAGCAUGUGCCAGGACGUCUUUGCUCACGGUGAUCAGGAGACUCACGCGGUUCAUCUUGUUCGCUAUGCGUGGAUGAUUCCUGCCCUCCAGCACCUGGUCGUUGACUUACAUCGCGCGAUAAAGCCGUCGCGAGUGGGGCCGGUACCUCCCGAGGUCUUAGCCGCAGAACGUCGCCGCUGUACUGUGCGUCGCCUUGACCUGCGGGGUCACAUCACGACACUCAGCUAUCUUUCGUGCUUCCUCCCGGACACUGAAGAGCUGUUGCUGGACUUCCAGGGUCGAGCAGACUCCCCUGCUGUCUGGUCGUAUUUACUGCAACACGUUCUGCAGCGCCGAACGGGCCGUCUUUCGCUCCUUGCCUUCCUCAUCAGCAGUAAACGGCAGGAACCCAUCACUGCGGACCCAUUUAUGCAGAUGAACCAGUUCCACACGGUACGCAAGCUCGUCAUCAACGCACCAAUUGUGUGGACGGACACCGUGAUUGACUGUUUGGCCCGUUCGUGUCCGGCGUUGACGCACGUGAACCUGUUAUGGUUGACCUACGACGUUCAACGGGACGACGAUCCUAGGCUGUCCGGCGCUUCUCUGAAGUCCUUCGCUCUCCGCUGCGGCUCGUUGUCGGCGCUCGCUAUCGGGGUCGAUCCAAGGCUCGUGUCCAUGAAUGACCUGGACCUUCCUGCAGGGUUUCGCGGCAAUGCGGGCUUGUCGAAGCUGAGGCUCGACACGUGGUUCUUCGACGAUGAAGAUGAGGACCCUGUCCAGUUUGCAGCGGUCCUCGACCGUCUAUUCCCUCGUCUGGGAGCCUUCACCUUCAUGAUCCCCGAUAGCGUGGCUUAUCCCGAGGAAUACGAGGAAUCGACGGAGGUAACGCAGAAAGUUAUAGAAGGAGUCCGCGCACUGCAGCAGGCCCGGGGGGUGCCUCCUCAAGACAUUAUUGGGGAUGAUAUAGAGCCGGAGGAUUGGUAUUGA
Punctularia strigosozonata HHB-11173 SS5 is the source of this 1713-nucleotide messenger RNA. RefSeq lists its product as uncharacterized. The transcript is spliced from 2 exons. Gene Ontology annotation, molecular function: protein binding. The record is from RefSeq and is a predicted model, not a curated record. NCBI's taxonomy places the organism in Eukaryota, Fungi, Basidiomycota, Agaricomycetes, Corticiales, Punctulariaceae. Bases 1 to 1713 code for a protein of 570 amino acids.